Messenger RNA from Drosophila busckii, 2196 nucleotides. Its product is annotated as carboxylesterase 1F. The transcript is spliced from 2 exons. The coding region runs from base 33 to 2096 and encodes 687 amino acids. The record is from RefSeq and is a predicted model, not a curated record. Lineage: Eukaryota; Metazoa; Arthropoda; Insecta; Diptera; Drosophilidae.
CCAGUUGCAAGUUGACAAUACAGCAAAUCGCAAUGUGUUCGCUGGCGAUGCGGAACUUUUGCUUGUUGUUGCUGUUACAGUUGUUAGUUUCAGUGCUGACCUUGACGACGUAUUCAGGUUCAGGAGGAGACGCACAGCAAGAUCAUCAUCGCGUUAAGCGGAUUGUCGGUGGAAAGCAAGCGAAGGCGCCGCCGGUAGACGAUCCCGUGGUUUUUGCGCGUCUCUUUGAUCGAGAUGCACGAGUGGAGGGCUUCCGCAAUCCUCAUACGCGCAUCUAUAGCUUUUUAGGUUUGCGUUAUGCUGAGCCGCCGGUGGGUCAAUUGCGCUAUGCGCGUCCAGUGUAUAAGCGCUUGGCCGGUGAUCUGGAUGCCAAAAGACACGGCCCACCCUGUAUACAGCCGCAUCCACAGCAGCGUGGCAUCAUAAUUGGCAAUGAAGACUGCUUACUGUUAAAUGUUUAUACACCCCAAAUGCCAGAUGAGACUACAGGCUUGCCUGUUUUUGUGUGGAUACAUCCAGGCGGCUUUCGUUUUGGCUCUGCGGCGCAGUAUGAUGCGACGCCCAUGGCCCAAGAGGGUGCAAUCGUCGUGGCGCCGCAAUACAGACUUGGCUCUCUGGGCAUAAUGGGAGACGGCACCAAGGAGUUUGACGGCAAUCUGGCUAUGUUUGACUUGGCCGCCGCUUUACGUUGGGUCAACGACUACAUUUCAAACUUUGGAGGCGAUCCCAAGCAGGUGCAGGCCAUAGGACAUGGCUCGGGAGCAGCUAGCGCAAUGUACUUAUCAAUGUCACGAGCGGCGCGUAGUGCUGGCGAUGUGCAUGGCGUUGUUGCAAUGUCUGGUACAGCUCUGUCGCAGUAUGCAAUGGACAGGGAUCCAGUGCAGAGCGUGCAGGAAGUUGCUAAGAUCAAUGGCUGCCCGGCGGGGAAUGAGCUAGAAGUUGUUAACUGUAUGCGUAAGAAAUCCGCUGAGGAGAUUAUUAAGAACGAUGACAGAGUACAGACAGAGCGCCUUGCAGGACGCGCUUUGGUUAAAGGCCUUACAGGAAACGUGGGCUUCCAACCACACAUGGAAAAUGAAGAAGAUGGACGUGGCCUGCCAAGUAUUCUUGUGGGCGAACCCGAGCAUCAGUUGCGCAAUGGUAACUUUAUGGGUAUUCCCCUGCUCACGGGCGUGACAAAGCACGAGACUGCAAAUUCCGUGACAGUGGAUACGUUAAACAAGGUAUACGGCUCAGCUGAGCAGUUCCUCAACUCGCUGUCAGGAGCAGUCCAGCAGCUAACUGGCUUUUUACGCAUCGACAAGCUGACUGGAAAUAUUGCAAAGCCAGAGCUACCAGGCUUAAGCGGCGUUCUGACGCCGACGCUCCAACAGGUAUGGCAGGUGCCCCAAACGCUGAAUAUCGAUCAAGUAUUGGCCAAGGUGGUGGAGUCUACCACAGAUGUACUUUUUAAUCUACCUGCCAUUCUCACCACGCAAGUAUGGUCCAAAAUUGCGCCGGCCUACAUGUACAGCUUUGAGUAUAACGGAACUAGAUCCAAGGGUAGUAACUUCUUAAAUGGAUUGCCGAUUGUUGCAGAGAAGGCGCAGCAGAAUUCCGAAACGGUUGCUCAUGGAGAUGAAUUGGGCUACAUGUUUGAUGCCAACGAUAUCUUUGGCAAUCCAUUAAAUGACACUCGACUCAGCAGUACGAUCGAUUUACAGGUGCGCAAGAAUCUCAUUGGCAUGCUGCUACAGUUUGCUAAGCAGCAUACAAAGACCAACAAGACCAACAACAAUUCGCCCUUCGCUGGACUGUUCCAGAGCGUUACUGGCGGCGGCACACCCUUUAUUAAAAUCAACACUCAGCUGGAGGCGGCCAGUGAUUUCCGCUUCUGCGAACUCUCCGUUUUAGGCGCCUCAUUAUCACCGUUAAGCUCAACCAGCUGCGAAGGUAUGGGUAAUCUGCUGGGACAACUGGGCGGCAACUUGGGCAACAACUUAAGAGGAGGCUUGGGACAGACACUAGGAGGCGUGGGGCAAAAGAUUGGACUUGGAAAUAGAAAUAAUGGUGGCGGUGGCGGCGGCAAGGGAGUGUUGGGCUUUGGUCUACUCUAAGCGCUUGGUGACAAUGCUUAUUAUUGUCGCUAUUGCUCAUUUAAAAUAUUCAUACAAAAAUUAGGUUACGUCUUUCAAAUAAAAUUUGUAUAUAAAUCUU